This is a messenger RNA of Malus domestica (apple), 1211 nucleotides long. RefSeq lists its product as uncharacterized. Gene Ontology annotation, biological process: translation. Gene Ontology annotation, cellular component: mitochondrial large ribosomal subunit; ribosome. Lineage: Eukaryota; Viridiplantae; Streptophyta; Magnoliopsida; Rosales; Rosaceae. Gene Ontology annotation, molecular function: structural constituent of ribosome. The record is from RefSeq and is a predicted model, not a curated record.
UAUUACUCUAUUAUUUAGGUUUGCAGCGGCAACUGAGCUUUGAGACUCUUCACACUUUGAGACUUUGCGGUGUCCGUCGCGGUUGAAACGAGGCUGAGGUGGAAAGCAAUUCUCUCCGGCAGCCAUGGCGGCUUGGCAGAGGCAUCUGCAAUCAGCAAUCCGUCAAAUUGGCAAAAGGGUUGAAUGUAGCUACAACCCUUCAGCCAAUUUCUCUUCUUCUUCUUCCUUUUCUCGCUUGGAGGGUCUAUUGCCUUAUUUCCAAACUCUUUGCAAGCCAUCUUCUCCAACCAUUUCAAGACCCCUUCAUCAAUAUUUUCAGCACUUGGGAAUUUCGAGUUCGAGAAACUUGAGAGCUGAGGAAGCGCCUCUUCCAUCUCCAUUGACUCCUGUUUUGGCAUCAAAUACUGCGACAAACGAAGAGCACAAGCAGAAAUCGCUCACUAAACCUGAUAAAGUUCAAGCGAUCUUAAAGGGCAUCAAACAGAGUCCUAAAAAGGUCAACUUGGUUGCUGCACUGGUACGCGGUAUGCGUGUUGAAGAUGCAUUGUUACAGUUGCAAGUGACAGUAAAGCGAGCUUCAAAAACUGUGUAUCAGGUCAUUCAUUCAGCCCGAGCAAAUGCAACUCAUAAUCAUGGGUUAGAUCCAGACCGUCUCCUUGUUGCUGAGGCUUUUGUUGGAAAGGGAUUCUUCAAAAAGAGACUGUCCUACCAUGCCAAAGGCAAAUGUGGAGUUAAAGUGAGACCAGAAUGCCGCCUUACGGUCGUAGUAAGGGAGAUUACCCCUGACGAGGAGGCGGAGAUAGCCAAACUGAAGGUUAAGAAUUUCAUUAAGAUGACUAAGCGCGAAAGAAAGCUUGUUCCUCACCAGCUUAUUGAGACAACUCCAAUUUGGGGCCGCAAAGGCAGAAGUCGCGAUCUUGAACAAAAUGGUGUGGCUUCAUGAGCAAAGCUUCCUUCCCGUGCUUCCACAUUCUAAAAGAAAGUUUUGAGACUCCUCCCCUGUCCUUGCAUUUGGAUCAAAUUGUCGUGUUGAACUGUGAAAGACGAAGUGCCACAGUAGGUGCAAACCUUGUUUCAGUUUCUCUUAGUAGCUGCUUGUAGUUUUAAAUGUUUUCGCCAUUACAGUUAACGCGUAAUACGUCGAAUAUCAUCGCAGUCAUUUCUUAGUUGGCUUUUGUUGAGAGAAUAAAGUUUUGAAAUUUUGAAGGAAA